AUGAAUGACCUAAUGACCAAAUCCUUCAUGAGCUAUGUGGACCUAAAGAAAGAGGCCAUGAAAGAUCUUGAAGCUGGUCCUGACCAAGAUGUAGAAAUGGCAAAUGCAUCAAACACCAUGGACAGCAACCUUGGUCUGUUCCUUGAAGAAGCUGAGAAUGUCAAGAAAGAAAUGGGAUCGAUCCGUGAGAUUCUUGAUCAGCUGCAAGAAGCCAAAGAAGAAAGCAAGUCUUCACACAAACCAGAGGCCUUAAAAUCAAUUCGAAACAAAAUCAAUGCAGAUAUUGUUACUGUCCUGAAAAAGGCCAGAAGUAUCAAGUCCCAGCUUGAAGAAAUGGACCGUGCCAAUGUUGCUAAUAGGCGCCUUUCUGGGUAUAAGGAAGGAACUCCAAUUUAUAGAACAAGGGUUGCUGUUACCAAUGGCUUGCGAAAGAAAUUGAAGGAGCUGAUGAUGGAUUUUCAAGGUCUAAGGCAAAAAAUGAUGACAGAGUAUAAAGAUACUAUUGGUAGGAGAUACUACACUGUUACUGGAGAGUACCCAGAUGAGGAAAUCAUUGAUAAGAUCAUCUCUGAUGGUAACGGGGGUGAAGAGUUCUUGAAACGUGCAAUCCAGGAGCAUGGGAAAGGGAAGGUGUUGGAGACUGUGGUGGAAAUACAGGACAGGCAUGAUGCUGCCAAAGAGAUCGAAAAGAGCCUGUUGGAGCUGCACCAGGUGUUCUUGGACAUGGCAGUGAUGGUGGAGGCGCAAGGGGAGCAGAUGGAUGAUAUUGAGCAUCAUGUGUUGAAUGCUAGCCACUAUGUGAAGGAUGGUACCAAAAAGCUGAAUAGUGCUAAAGCUUACCAGAGGAGCAGCAGGAAGUGGAUGUGUAUUGGGAUCAUUCUUCUUUUGAUAAUCAUUCUAGUGAUUGUCAUACCUAUUGCUACUAGCUUUAGUCACUCUUGA
Messenger RNA from Dovyalis caffra, 942 nucleotides. Lineage: Eukaryota; Viridiplantae; Streptophyta; Magnoliopsida; Malpighiales; Salicaceae. The record is from the annotation of a GenBank genome assembly.